CUCUCUCUCUCUCUCUCUCUCUCUCUCUCUCUCUCUCUCUCUCUCUCUCUCUCUCUCUCUCUCCUCUUAUUAUCUUUUUUUUUAUAUCUCUCAUCAUUUCUAGCUAUCAUCCAUGGAGUACUCUGAAGCAAUUUCCAGGUGGGUUCAUGAGUACUCUCUUCAAACAUCCUUUAGUGAUUGUUUCCUUAUCUUCUUCAUCUCUCUCCUCAUAUUAAUCCUCUCUCUCCUCCUCUCACUCUCACUCUAUUUACUGAGACCAAGGCUUUGGUGCAACUGCGAAAUUUGCCACACUUACAUCACCUCAACUUGGUCGGACCAGUUCUUCAAUCUAUGCGACUGGUACACUCACGUCCUCACCAAAUCCCCAUCCAAAACCAUUCACAUCCAUGUGCUGGGAAACACGAUCACCGCGAACCCGGAAAACGUCGAGUACAUGCUCAAGACCAGGUUCGAGAACUACCCGAAAGGGAAACCGUUUUCUGCGAUCCUGGGCGAUCUCCUGGGGAAGGGUAUCUUCAACGUGGACGGGGAGCACUGGAAAUUCCAGAGGAAAAUGGCGAGCCUCGAGCUCGGCCGGGCCUCCAUCCGGUCGUAUGCGUUCGAAGUCGUCAGUCAGGAGAUCAAGAACCGGCUUAUCCCUCUCCUGUCCUCGAUUGCGGAUAGAGAAGACUCCGCCGCGGUUCUGGAUUUACAGGACGUUUUCCGGAGAUUCUCGUUCGAUAGUAUUUGCAGAUUCUCGUUCGGGCUUGAUCCAAAAUGCCUGGAAGUGUCCCUGCCCUUGUCCGAAUUCGCGGUUUCCUUUGACCUGGCUUCCAAGUUAUCCGCGGAGAGAGCCAUGACCGCCUCCCCUUGGAUAUGGAAAGCCAAGAGAAUACUGAAUUUAGGGUCCGAGCGACGCCUCAAAAAGUCCAUCAAAAUGAUCAACACCCUCGCUCAAGAGGUGAUAACCCAACGGCGAAAACUGGGCUUUUCGGCCCACAAAGAUCUUCUCUCCCGCUUCAUGGGAACGAUAAACGACGAGACGUAUCUAAGAGAUAUCGUGGUUAGUUUUUUGUUGGCAGGGCGCGACACGGUGGCCUCCGCCUUGACUAGCCUGUUCUGGCUCCUGGCCAGACACCCUGACGUGGUUGACUCCAUCCUGGCCGAGUCAGACAGCGUCAUUGGGCCUAACCAGGAGCUCGCGAGUUUCGAACAAAUGAGGGAACUCCACUAUCUGCAGGCAACCGUUUACGAGAACAUGAGGCUAUACCCACCCAUCCAAUUCGAUUCAAAGUUCUGCUUGGACGACGACGUCCUGCCCGACGGGACGUUUGUGAAGAAGGGAACGAGGGUUACUUACCACCCUUACGCCAUGGGAAGAAUGGAGGAGAUUUGGGGUCAAGAUUGCUUGGAGUUCAAGCCAGAGAGGUGGUUGCGAGAUGGGGUGUUCUUUCAAGAGAAUCCUUUCAAGUACCCGGUUUUCCAAGCCGGGCUUAGGGUGUGUUUGGGGAAAGAAAUGGCUCUGGUGGAGCUCAAGACCGUGGCGCUCUCGUUGCUGCGCCGGUUUGAGAUCAGGCUCGCUUCGCCGCCGGACCACCCACACGGUCUCCGGUUCUCCCCCGGCCUCACCGCCACUGUCGGCGGCGGUCUCCCGGUGCUGGUCCGACAAAGGAGAGGAGCCCCAUCCUAGUGCAUAUAUAUAAACCACCAUGGCUAGCUACAUAAACUCAUUAACAACAACUAAGUACUAACCCUAAGGAAUAAAUUCUAUUUUUCAGAGAAGUGUGCAGAAUGCUUGCAUACAAUCUGUUGAUACUACUUUAUGACCUAAGAUUCGCAAGUACUACUAAAGUGUACCAAUAUGACCUGGAGGGUCCUACAUGGGCAUCAUGUCUGGUUGGUUUUCUGGUAAGGGUUUUUAUGUAAAUUGUGCUUAGUUCAAAAUUUGUUUGGUAGCUGCUGUUGUUCUUGGGCUACUGUGUGCAGACUAGUGUGAGUAGUGUGUGUGUCACAUUAAUGAAUUCAUCUGUCAUUAUGAUUGUA
Molecule: messenger RNA, 2022 nt
Organism: Rhododendron vialii
Lineage: Eukaryota; Viridiplantae; Streptophyta; Magnoliopsida; Ericales; Ericaceae
Product: cytochrome P450 94C1-like
Exons: 1
Coding region: 113-1669 (518 amino acids)
Molecular function (GO): heme binding; monooxygenase activity; iron ion binding
Source: RefSeq, a predicted model, not a curated record